Molecule: messenger RNA, 558 nt
Organism: Clavispora lusitaniae ATCC 42720
Lineage: Eukaryota; Fungi; Ascomycota; Pichiomycetes; Serinales; Metschnikowiaceae
Gene: ARL1
Product: Arf family GTPase
Biological process (GO): vesicle-mediated transport; intracellular protein transport
Cellular component (GO): cytoplasm; Golgi apparatus
Molecular function (GO): GTP binding; GTPase activity
Source: RefSeq, a predicted model, not a curated record
AUGGGCCAAACUUUCAGCUUCGCCAACAUCUUCUCCAAGCUCUGGGGGGUGCAAAAGGAAAUCCGCAUUCUCAUUUUGGGCUUGGAUGGUGCCGGGAAAACCACGAUUUUGUACCGUUUGCAAAUGGGCGAAGUGGUGACCACAAAACCCACCAUUGGCUUCAACGUGGAGACGUUGAAGUACAAAAACUUGACGUUGAACAUCUGGGACUUGGGCGGCCAGACGUCGAUCCGGCCCUACUGGCGAUGCUACUACUCCAACACCGCCGCGGUGAUUUUCGUUGUCGACUCCACCGAUAAGGAGAGAAUCGACAUUGCUGGCAAAGAGCUCCAUACCAUGUUGAAAGAAGAAGAGUUGCUAGAUAGCGCACUCUUGGUGUUUGCCAACAAGCAGGACCAGCCGGGCGCCUUGACGGCGGCUGAGGUGUCGCAGGCGCUCAGUCUAACGGACUUGAAGGAUCGGUCCUGGAGUAUUGUGGCGUCCAGUGCCAUCCGCGGCGAAGGUUUGACCGAGGGUUUGGACUGGUUGAUGGAUGUGAUCAAGGACGAGCAGUUGUGA